This is a messenger RNA of Naegleria lovaniensis, 390 nucleotides long. RefSeq lists its product as uncharacterized. The record is from RefSeq and is a predicted model, not a curated record. Lineage: Eukaryota; Heterolobosea; Eutetramitea; Acrasida; Naegleriidae. The transcript has a single exon. Bases 1 to 390 code for a protein of 129 amino acids.
AUGCGAUUAUACAUAUCCUGUACUCACUGCGCAAAAGAAAAUCGUACUUUUUGUCUCUACAUUGGAAACGUAAAGCGAGGUCCCAAAAAACACAAGGAUGACAUGGAAGAUGAAGACGAGACUAGUGUUCUUUCGAAGGAAAACAUUGAUGGCAUCUAUAAGAUCAUUUAUCAAAACAUUGCUAACAUCAAAUCAGAUCCUCAGGUCAUUAGCAAGCUUUCGUUUGAACUAUUCAAGAAGAUUGUAGACAAACUUUUGCCCAAUUCUGAGCGAGAUCUAGUUCAUCAAAUUGUUAAGGUGGCUUUACUUCCUCCAACUGAACCAUUCACUGGAGAUAUGGAUUACUAUUUCAAAUACUUUUACAAAUUGGAGAAAAAGACAUUGCUUUAA